UUUCAAAGAAGGGAACUAGAAGCAGGCUAUAACAUAUAAGGAAAUUAAGUCAGAAUAAGACAUCCACAGUGACAAGACAUCACAGAUCUGCUGCCUUUACAAGACAAAGAUGGCUAGUGAAGAACCCUUAUUUUCUGCAGGUGAAGAGCUCAGGAUCGUACUGUUUGGGAGGGCCAGAGUAAAGAAUUCUGCAAGAAACAUCAUCCUGGGGGGAACAAAGUUUGAAACCACAGAGAAGUGCAAGGUGGAAACAGCAUUUAUUGAAGGGCAGAAGGUCACAGUUGUUGAUACUCCAGUUCUGUUUCUGUCUGACACAAAUGAAGAGGAUGUGCUGAAAGAGUUUAAGAAAUCCAUCUCGCUGGCUGCUCCUGGUCCUCAUGUGUUCCUGAUUGUGCUGGAUGUGAGAGAUAAAUUCACACAGGAACUGCAGAAAAUGGUGAAACUCAUUCGCAGUACCUUUGGCAAAAACACAAUGGCUUACACUAUGGUGUUGUUCAGCUAUGAAAACAAACUGGGAAUUCCCAUUGAAGAUUAUUUUUGCACAAAUAAAGAUCUACACAAUGUAAUCAUACAGUGCCACUGGAAAUACCAUGUUUUUGACAUCACAGACAAGGCACCGAAUCCCGAUCAGGUCAAGUCACUACUGAAUAAAAUCAACGGCAUGAUUGAGAGAAGAGGAAAAGAUGGCUCCUACACCCCUGAGAUGCUCCAACAGGCUGAAAAAGAGGCUGAAAAAGAGGCUAAACAAAAGGCUUAAAAGCAUCAGAAGAACAACAGCAACAUUAGCAACAGGAAGAAAAUCCAGAAUGAAAAGUAACAAAAGCCAAGAGGGGCCGGGUUUAAACUUCUGCUGUAGCUGGAAUCUUUGCUGGGUGUUUGUUUCUCCUUGGUGGUGGUGAGAUUACAUCUAAUAGAGGAGCUGCCAGAAAUACCGUCAACAAAUACAUGUGAGACCAGUUUUGACAAAUGACAUACUGUAAGGGGGAAAUCAUGGUGGUGGAGUUUGUAUAUUUAGUUAUUUCAGUUUGUUUUCUUUUUGCCUCUUCAUUUAGCAUGUUAAUCAAAGGCCAUUUACACAGUGCCAUUUAUUAAUGGUUAAUAAUUUUGGUGGUAGUGUGCCAGGUUGUGAAAAUCCGUCUGACUGGUGUGU
Molecule: messenger RNA, 1150 nt
Organism: Micropterus salmoides (largemouth bass)
Lineage: Eukaryota; Metazoa; Chordata; Actinopteri; Centrarchiformes; Centrarchidae
Product: GTPase IMAP family member 5-like
Exons: 2
Coding region: 110-757 (215 amino acids)
Molecular function (GO): GTP binding
Source: RefSeq, a predicted model, not a curated record